Molecule: messenger RNA, 3906 nt
Organism: Alternaria alternata
Lineage: Eukaryota; Fungi; Ascomycota; Dothideomycetes; Pleosporales; Pleosporaceae
Product: AAA-domain-containing protein
Exons: 2
Coding region: 89-3733 (1214 amino acids)
Cellular component (GO): mitochondrial outer membrane
Molecular function (GO): ATP binding; ATP hydrolysis activity
Source: RefSeq, a predicted model, not a curated record
AGCGCAUCGUCCCAAGCCCACCACAGCCUACAACGACCCCUGUAGGCUCCCUCCCUCCCCAAUUCCUGGGAGUGCUUUCGACGUCCGUAUGUACGCGAUUCGAUGCGCACUGCGAGUGUCUACGAAACGACCUCCAGCGCGCUUUAUCCGCGGUCGCCGCUACCCAUCCACACCACGACCACGACCACGAGCAUUCCAUACCACCCGCACCCUCGCACAAGCCUCGGAUCCGCCGCCCGCUCCCAAUAGCACGCCCGCCGACCAAGAUGACGUCAACAAGACGGACCGAGACCAGGCGGCAGCAGGCGAGGAACCAGCAGACAGCGCAGUAGCGCCAGACGACCCCGAGCUUCUCGCCCAGAAACUCCAGCGCUCACGCGAAUCCUCACGCAGGUACUCGGCUGCCUUGCGGCGCCAACAGCGGGGGAAGAAGACGCAAGGCCUGCCGCCUGUACACAUACCAGACUGGUUCCUGAAGAAGAGGGUAAUACGUCGCGAAGACCUGUCCAGAGAUCCACAGAUACCCAAACCGCCCACGGUUCUGUCUGUGGCAGUCACUCAUGCCGAGUCCGGAGAGCACGCCGCGUGCACCAUCCCCGCUCGACGCGACUCAGACGCUGCCCAGAUCCUCUCGCGACUAGUGCGUGGCCUGUGGAGCAGGCGUCUGGACGACCAUGAAAAGCUCAAGGUCGACAAGUAUCUUGAAGAAAGGAUUGCCCCAGCUGACCACACCGAAACCCACCUGUCGCAAUUACGGAACGAUGAGGCAGUCGCCAGCACCGAAGCAGGACGACCUGGUGAGGUGCCCAUAGCCACAAUCACAGAAGACAGUGCUUUCACAGAAGCUUGGUCUAAGCUAAGCAAGCUAAACAACGAUACCGAGAUGGAUCCGCGCAAGAAGAUUGAAGCAAUGAGGAAACAGAGUGCCAAGCUAGGCAUGGCUGCUAGGAAACGGGAGAUCGCCAGGACCCGGCAGAUGGGUAGCUCCAGACGCCUAUCGUCCUUGGUCAUCGCUGAGAUUCGCGCCACUAUCGCUGCUUCUCUUUGCUCGUUGCAGCCAGCAGCUAGCGACUCGUUCCCUGCUGCAAAGACGAACCUCAUACUCCAUUCGCCUACAGCCGAGCACGAGGCCUCGAUAGAUGAGUGCGUAACAUCUACUGCUUUUGAAAUGGGAUCCGACGUCAUCGUCCUGAGUGCUCAAGAUCUCGCUCACUUAGCUGGCGAUUACCUUGGUGAAGGAGCUGAACCAUCAUCACGUUCAGUUCGCUCGCUGGGCUACGAAACAUACCGAAUGAACUCGGAGCUGAGCAAUCUCGUGAGGGACAUAGAGGACUCUUUCCCCGAAGACGAGGCCGAUUGGACGCAGUCUUCGUCUACAGAUCAGUCUGAUCCGACUUCAAUGCGCCCUCGUGCUAUGCCCCUUUCCAUCAUCGCUCUCACACCUGCCCUGCGCGCUAUGACCCAGAACUUGAAGGGUUUUCGAAUUCCAGAAGGUCAAUUCGGGACAACUACUGAUACGUUGACCGACGAAUCUGGGCGUAGCCAGAAUCCUACAGACGUACAACUCGAGGAUUUGAAAUUAGCUACUCUCUUGGAUGCGCUGAUCGAUUCGAGCGACGUGAAGCAAAGUCGUGGUAUCGUCGGUGAUGGCGGCUUUCCACUUCACUCCUCUGAUGAAUCACAAAUACCUGCCAAGACCCCAGCAUUUUUUGACUACUCCCUAACCCAAGAAGGUGCUGAGCUUGAACUCAACUCUACCUUACCAGCUGCAGCAAGGUCGGAUAUCAACAUGGCUGUCAAGAUUGGCUCAGCGUCGAACACUCUCAAUGUCCCUGCCACUUCUAAGAUUAUCUAUAUCAAGGACUUUAAACAACUCAACGCUACGCACUAUGGCGGCCGCAUCAUCCAGAAGCUGGAGGAGCUUGUCCGCAAGCGGCGUAAUGCUGGAGAAAGUAUCAUGAUUGUAGGAAGCACAUGUUCACGCGAUCUCACGUAUGAACUAUCACACAGUGGGGUUCGCGCUCUCCAGACUGAAGGCGAGAGCACGUUCUUCAGGACCAUUGUAAUUGCAUCUGAGUCUGGCGCUAGCAACACACCAAACUUUGAUGAAGCCAUUGCAUCAUUAGGGGGUAGCUCUGCGUCUUCUGCUGAUGUCUCACCAGCAGAGAAGAGUAAACUCCGACGCAUCAACCUGUACCACAUCCAAGACAUGCUUCGCUCAUUAGAUCCAUCUGCGGCUGCCACGAUAUCGGACCUUGAGCAAAGUCCAUCACGCUUCAGUGAAUGGGCUCCCAUAUUCUCCGAGUCACACUUCAACCACGUGCUGACAUACGAUGAGGUACACAGGGUAGCGUUGACAACUCUUGGCCUGCUCAUCACAAGCCCAGCAAGUGUGGCUGAAGUCUCUGCAGAUGCACCAGCGCAGCUCAGCUGGGCACACGUUGCUCUUGCAAUGGGCUUGCUAAAAGCGAGCGAUACCGUCAAAUACGCCUAUUUUGAUAAAACUUUACAGGCCCCGAAGCGCUCCAAGAAUGCUUUCAGCAAUCUAGAUGGAGAGUUUCAAGCAGACCUAAGCAGAAAACGCCCCGAUGAGAAAAGCAUAAAACGUCAACAGAAUCUACAGCGCAUAGCUUCUACAGCCAACAAACAUGAAAAGCGGUUAAUGCCCGGUAUUGCGGACCCGGAUCAGAUCAAAACGACAUUCGAUCAAGUUCACGUUCCUACGGAAACAGUCGAUUCGAUACGAACCAUCACCUCUUUAUCACUAUUACGUCCCGAAGCCUUCAGCUAUGGUAUCCUGGCGACGGAGAAGAUAUCUGGUGCACUACUGUAUGGGCCUCCAGGCACAGGAAAAACGCUUCUUGCCAAGGCUGUCGCGAAGGAGAGCGGCAGUACCGUGCUCGAAGUUUCUGGAAGCCAAAUUAUGGAUAAGUAUGUGGGCGAAGGCGAGAAGAACGUAGCAGCAAUUUUCUCGUUAGCACGGAAACUGUCACCAUGCAUCGUAUUUCUCGACGAAGCAGAUGCCGUUUUUGCAUCCCGAGACGCCAUGCGGGAACGAACGUCACAUCGCGACAUACUCAACCAAUUUUUGAAGGAAUGGGACGGCCUCAAUGACCUUUCCGUCUUCGUCAUGGUAGCUACAAACCGACCUUUCGACCUGGAUGAUGCUGUUAUUCGCCGAUUACCAAGACGAUUAUUAGUCGAUCUACCCACUCAGGCCGACCGGAAGGAGAUCUUGCGCAUACAUCUCAAGGGUGAACAGCUAGACGACUCUGUUGAUCUAGCAGACCUCGCCAAACGUACGCCUUUCUACAGUGGAAGUGAUCUUAAAAACAUUGCUGUAUCUGCAGCUCUCGCUUGUGUCAAAGAAGAGAACGAACAUGCUGCUAUUGCCGCAGCCAAGUCUACCGCACAGCCUGAGCCUACAUCAGAACCACCCACGACCUCCACAACCUCUACAUCGCCCCAACAGUCUUCCUCGCCGCCGAAAGUGCCACAUCUCGUGCGCGGUCAAAACUACACUUUCCCCGAAAAGCGUACCCUCCAUCCACGACACUUUGACAAGGCGCUCCAGGAGAUCAGUGCUAGUAUUAGCGAAGACAUGAGCAGUCUGAGCGCAAUCAAGAAGUUUGACGAGCAGUACGGUGAUCGCAAGGGUAACAAGCGGAGAAAGGAUUUUGGCUUUGGUAUGGUUGCUGAAAGAAACGAGAGCGCCGCGCGAGUGAGAAUAUAGGAACCACUAGCAAGAACACGGAACCGAGGAAGAGAAGCGACGGUGCAUGUAUAUUUGUACGAGUAGACAUUAGAUAUGAGUGAUGAGUAUAUACCACAGUACUAGCUGCGAUUACGUUAUGGACAUGUGCUUUUUGUAAGCUUCUACUAUGACUGGACCACCAUAGUCUCUAG